Messenger RNA from Cladocopium goreaui, 4548 nucleotides. The record is from the annotation of a GenBank genome assembly. Lineage: Eukaryota; Dinophyceae; Suessiales; Symbiodiniaceae.
AUGCCUACCCCCUUGGACAAUUUCGUCCGUUCAUACUGUUUGACCGCACAACCCUCCACCGCGGGGGAAGGCUCAAAGGCCGAUGGGCAUGGUGAUCUCCUCCCUAUACCGAUGUGGCGGAUCACAACCAAGAUCGAAGGUGUCACCGACAACAACAUCGAUUGGGUGAAGGCUUUGGUGGCUGUGAUUGACUUCCAGUAUUGCACUGGCUGGGCAAAACCGAUCUGUGUGCCGGUGCCAGACGCGUUGUCGUUGUGUCAAAAGUCCGCAAUCACAGAGUUAGCUGGCGUGGUUGAUUCUAACAUCCUGUCUGCUGAUACACUAUUGCCCUUUGCGGACUGUGAUCGCCUUCUCUCCUCAAAGAAGUAUGACUAUGCCGGGCGACCCGUGGAAUACAUGGAGGACCUGGUGUGCGACAAAGUGGUCAUGGCAUGGCCGAGGAGGGGUCAGGCCGGCGUGCAGUCCAUUGAAGCCUUUCUGACCCCUGAGACCCUUGCAGCGUUUCAAGACCCCCACAAGCUGCUCCUCCCGCGGGAAAGAAUGCCCUCAAACGCUCCACGCUCGCGGGUCAGAGCCAGUGACGCUGAAUGGUUCAAGAUCGUUGAAGCGGCGUGGGAGCGUGGCAUGAUGCGUCCCGUCAACGAUGCAGAUGUCCCGCGGGACAGGUCUGGGCACCUCAUUACAAAUGGUGCUGGGGCUGUCUUCAAGGAAAAGAUGGUUGACGGCAAGACAAUUGCCGCACAGCGGUUUAUCUCAAUCCUUUGCCCGAUCAAUGCAGUGACGACCCCUCUGGUGGGGGUACAGGAUACGUUGCCCUACAUUGGUCAAAUCACUGGACUCAUGCUGGAAGAAGAUGAAGCCCUGUACCUGGAGAGUGAAGACCUGCAGUCGGCGUUCAACCUGUUCUCUGUCCCGGACAGAUGGCUGCCCUUUUUCAGUUACAGCAAGAAGGUGGACGGGGCGGCGAUGGGCCUCCCUGCGGGCACUAUGGUCAGGCCAGCCCUGUGCGUGAUCCCAAUGGGCUGGCAUUCCGCAGUGGGACUGGUUCAAGAAGCGGUGCGUGAUGUGGUUUUCCGGCGCGCCGGGGUACCUCGAACCAUUUCCACAGAAAAGCACCGACCGCUGCCUGAGGGCAAGAGUUUUGCGGUGGUCUACCUGGACAAUUUUGAUGAGAUGGAGAUCAUCAAGAAGGUUGACCUGGAGAUUCACAAGGAGGGCACUGGCAUGUCCGAUUACCACCAGCGCUUCAAUGCGGCAUGCGACGAGGCGGGAUUGCCCCGCAACGAGAGCAAGCAGCUGAUCCAUGCUUUUGCAGGCGGAAUGCAAGGUGGUGAAUUUGACGGCAUGAGGGGCGUCUUAAAGUUGGGCUCGGACAAGCUGCGCAACUACAUCCAGCUCAGCCUCGCUCUUUUGGCCCGCCGAUCAUGGAAUGAAUUUCAGCUGCGGCACUGGACAGGGAAAACGGCUUUCCUGGCAACCUUCAAGCGGUCGCUUUUCUCAGGCAUGGGCAACAUUUUCAACCUGAUCGAGGCCUCCAAGUGGAACGAUGUAAACCCGACUCUUGCUGUAGCAGACGAGAUCAUGGUCCUGUGCAUUCAAUCGCCGCUGAGCCAAACAAACCUCAGAGCAAAGUUGUCCACCGAGGUGUCAUGCACAGAUGCAUCGCCGACGGGGGGAGGUAGUUGUACCGCCACUGCGUUUGUGAAGGACUGUCUCGGAGUUCCCGAGAAACUGCAGUUCGAGGGCAAGUGUGGUCAAUGCCAAGGAGAGAUGGGCAGCGACCCUACCGUCGGCUACCCCUGUCCGAAUGGCUGUGGCGUGUUCGGUUGCUGUGUGGACUGCAUUGCUGCCCAUCGACACGCCUGCGGGCGGGGAAUGUUGGGGCGAGCUACAUUUGGUGAAAGGUUCUCCGGACCGAAUUGUCCCCUUACCAAAGCAGUAGCCCUUGAGGGCAUUUUUGUCCAGCCACCGCUCGACAAACUGAGAGAUGGCAACUGGGAUUUCUUUUCCCCGGCUGGCAAGGAGUGCUUGGAAGGUUUGGAGGAUGACAGCCAUCUGUCUGCAUCGCAUUGGGCGCCCGAAUGUAAGACAUACUCUUCAGCCAGAGGCAGACCUUUCUGGACUACAUCAGGACGCUACCUCCAAGGACCACCGGCCCUGAGGAGCCAUGAAAUGCCUUGGGGGGUGCCUAACUUGUCCCCAGACAACCAAGUGAAGGUCAGGCAAGGGAAUGCAAUGGGACGGCGCUCCCUGCAGGGACUACAUGACGCCCAUGAAAGGGGGCGGUUUGCUUCAGUGGAGCACCCAUGGUCAUCAAUUUUUUGGUCAACUCCUGAAGCGAUGGAGAUCUGUGCUCUGCCGGGACAGCGCACCAAAUGGACAGCACUGGUCCACAACAUUCCAGAGCUGCACAGGGCUCUGCACAAGCCCGACUGUGGCGGACACCCGGGCCUCCUGCCGUAUGAAGUUCAUGAGGUGCAAGGGGGCCUGCAAUUCGAUACCACGGCCGAGGCCGAGUACCCAUGGCGCAUGUGCCGGGUUUAUGCGCAAGCUCUCAAAUCCCAACUGCAACUGCUGUCCCCGUCUCCGUCUGCGGGCGUGUUUGACGAGGAAGGUGAAAUUAUGGCGGCCCUGAGAUUCUCAACUCGUGGGCUUCAGAACCCUGUGAUUGCGUCGCGUGCAGCCAUGCGGGUCUUGGAGGUGAUCCGCACAAUGGUUCCUGGCAAGGAGAAGGAGCACCUGAAAACGAUGCUGCGCCAUGUCUGCUUGCGUGGCACUGGCGUGAAGCUGUUGUCGUCAGCUGAAGACGGCAGUCAAAGCAUGAUGUCGCCUUAUCCUGCUUUCAAGUGGGAUUGGAAGGUGAAGUUGGCCUUUGCUUGGCGGCAGCAUCAACACAUCAACAUUCUGGAGGUCUCGGCGUUCCUGGUGGAGUUCAGACGUCGAACAAGGCAGCGUGCUCAACUGGGAUGCCGCUACUUCAAUAUCACCGAUUCUCAGGUGACGUUCCACUGCCUCACAAAGGGACGAUCAAGUUCACCUCGCCUCAACCGCCUUCUUCGUAGAGUGAAUGCCCUGGCCCUUAUGAGCGGCACUUUGCCGAUUCACCUCUGGACGAUUAGCAAAUGGAACGAAGCUGAUCGUCCGAGCUUUGGCCUCCCGCGAUCGUACGUACGGCUGGAUCAACUCUUGGCCGAGUACAUCAACCACUUGUUUCAGGAAGGGGACUCUUUGACAAAAGCCGGCUGGGUACUUAGUGGGAUCAAGCGCCUCUACCCGCGGGUAAGAAAGGAGGUGGCAAUCUCUCAACAGUGGUACAAUAACUGGUGUCGUGAGCAUACACCAAGAAGAGCCACACCCAUUACCUGGCCCUUGAUCCAAGCUUUCACUGGCCUCUGCCUACUUCUGAAAUGGGUUCGUUUAGCGACUCUUUUCCUUCUGAGUUUUGUCUUUUUCCUCCGGACUGGAGAGACAUUGGCUCUGCGGAGCGGUGAUAUCCUUUGCAACCUGGAUGACGGCUCAAUCAUCCUACGACUGGCUGCGUCGAAGACCUCUCCUUCUGCCCAGCAAAGUUUGGCUCAUUUUGACCUGCGGUUGUCCCAGCUGCUGCGCUGGUUACUUUUCAUUUUGGCGCGGACGAAGUUCUGUGGCCUUUUUCAGGGACGCAUUUUCGCCAAUGCUUCUCUGCAAUUUGCGCUUUCUUUGAGCUGCAGCACCUGCAGCUGGUUCCGUACAGCAUCAGAAGAGGCAGUGCACGAGUAUUUGACCCAAUGUGCUGUUGAGUUUCGGCUCCCCUCGGCCACCCGUCCCAGAGGUGUGUGGGCCUGUGGUUUCAAGCCAGACACUGCUUGCAGACUGUACUGCUUGCAUCUCACGAAGGCUCUCAGCAAGAGAAUGGCCUUACAAGAAUCGAAGAACUGGCCCAGGUACCUUCCUUUGCCAAUCAGCAUUGCCAAUCUGACGAAUGGACUCAAGGUGAGUGGGAUGACUGGUGGCGAACGUCUUCUUCCCCUCCAUCAGAAGUUCCCGAAGUUCCUGCUGAAGAUCCACCACAAGCUCCACCUGCGGCAGCCACUGCUGCGCCUCAAGUUGCUGCUGCAGAGCCGGCUACACCUCCUGGUGACAUGGGCUCUCCUACUGGCCGAACACCUUCGCGCCAGUCUGGAAGAGUGCCUCCACUGGUUCCUGAGAAACGAGAUGAUCACUGCGGAGCAGUCCAAGCAGUUGACCAGCAUGGCGAAGCAAAGCACACCGAAGAAGGCACCAGCUCAGCCUUUCGAUCCUUCCAGAGAGAUCAACGAAGCUCCAAAGCCUUCCAACGUGCUGUUCCACGACGGCUACAAGACGAAGCCGAAGACACCUCCUGGGAGCCCAACUCCAUCCUGGGAGGCAAUCAGCGAAGCGCCGACUCCUGCCGAAAUGGAAGCUCUUCUGUCCGAAGAGGAGAAGAGCAAGCUGAAGCAGGUGAUUCAAGAGCGCAAGGGCCAAGCUCAGUCAUCGAUGGCUGCUCCAUGUCAAAACGCCAACAACGAGGAGAGCGAGAUGAACUGA